AUGAUAGAAAGAAAUGGCGGCCCACAUCACUCUCUGGAGAUACUCAUAACCGGAAGUGGGGAUGGAAGAUUCGUCUACAUCACUGUCACUGGCCGUCAGGACGGGAAAUGCCUGAACGACCGAAAGGAGUCAAACUAUGGAAACGAUUUUAGCGACUGCAAUGGACUGAAUGAACGACGUAAAAAAGAAAAAGAAAUAAAGAAAGGGGGUAAAUCUAACAACCACAUCAACGGCCAGCGGCCUGAAAUUAGGGAAAGCCUCUUUAAAUUAGUGUUCGAGAAGAAUGUUUCUCAGAAGAAAAUCGCUUGGACAGUUUCAUUUGGGAGGAAGGAUGACCGCGAAUACAAGAAUGAAGGCGGUGGUAAAGGAAAAAUCAAAAGACCCAAACCUGAUGACGAUGAUGAUCUUCCAGCUUUGGGCGAUACUGAUGGUGAUGCUAAAAAAAGAGAGAAUGAUUUUGAGGACGAUUACGAGAAAUAUUAUAACGGCUAUGGGUAUUAUGGUGAUGGUGGUGGAGAGUUUUGGGGCGGGGUUUGGGUUUUUUCGGAACCAGAGCCGCCACCAGAUGAAGGGGGCGGAGGGGGUCCGGCCCCAACUUUUUCCCCAACAAUUGGAGACAACUCAGGAGAGAAGAUGAAAGCAAGAGAACCAGAAGUAAUUUCCAUGCUUUGCUAUGAGACGUGCACAUUGUACAUAAAUGGCAUAGAGGCUGUGGAUGUUGGGACUGACGAUUGGCUGAAGGGCGUCACGUUCAAGAUAUCUAAGCCGUCUAAGUUGGCGGUCCUAAUCGAGACCAAAUACGGUAACAACGGUGGCCUGGCUAUUGAUUCUCUGACGAAACUCUACAAUACCGACAACACGCGAUGGAGAUGUACCACGACGGAAUACCCAGAGUGGUUCUCGGCGAGCUACGACGCGUCGCAGUGGUCGAACGCUGUGGCCGUCGGGAAGGUGUCGGCCUGUGGCAUGCUGGAUGAGGUCAACAUGCUGCCGUAUGCGGUGUAUCCAACCUGCCCUCUAGUCCCUAUCUCUCCCCACACUUCAUGGAUCUGGCACCACCCACACAGCGAGCUAGAUGUAGGGGCCUACAAAGUUUUCUGUCGGCUUGACAUCACCGAAUCGAAAUCCCGAGAGUACGAUGAAAGGAAAAAGCUUCGAGAGGCCAGAUUUGCUUUAACACCACCAGCCAUUGUCGCUGCUGUUCCUGCAGCUACAACUUUCGCUGUUCCUUCUGCUGCUGUCGGAGCCACAGCUACGCCUGCUGCCACUGCUCCGAUCCCAGGUGCCGCCAAGCAGCCCGAAGCUGCCGGAGCUGGUGCUCCCGCUGAUCCCGCUCCUCCCACAGCUGGUCCUGCGGCUAACGUCUGA
Molecule: messenger RNA, 1368 nt
Organism: Helobdella robusta
Lineage: Eukaryota; Metazoa; Annelida; Clitellata; Rhynchobdellida; Glossiphoniidae
Exons: 9
Coding region: 1-1368 (455 amino acids)
Source: RefSeq, a predicted model, not a curated record